Teleopsis dalmanni is the source of this 735-nucleotide messenger RNA. Its product is annotated as cell death protein hid-like. The coding region runs from base 1 to 735 and encodes 244 amino acids. NCBI's taxonomy places the organism in Eukaryota, Metazoa, Arthropoda, Insecta, Diptera, Diopsidae. The transcript is spliced from 4 exons. The record is from RefSeq and is a predicted model, not a curated record.
AUGAAAGGUGCACCUGUAUUCCAAUACCCCACACCACCAAGUCCUUCAUAUUCAGUGCAUAGUCCAAGUUAUAAUGGUGGAGAAAUAUUUUUUCCACGUGGUCGCAGCACACCACGUACGCCACGUACUAGUGUGAGUUUUGCUGCUGGCGAUGAAGUGAAUUUCUUUCGCCAUCCACCAGCUACACCAGGCGGUCCACCACAAUCAGCACCACCAAUGCCCAGUCAUCAGGCACCACAAUUUCAUCACUCAGCGUAUACACAUUAUCAGUACACACCGCCACCAACACCAACCACUUCAAUGGCUGCCGCAAGUUCAACGGCAGCUGCCUCCAGUACCACAGUGCCAAAUGCCACAAAUACCGCGUCAACAUCCACAGCAACUGGAACAACACAAAGAUUACAACGAAGCUAUCCUGAUUCAGUUAGGCGUUCACGUUUAACAUCCACUGGCGAAGAUGAACGCGAAUAUCAGAGCGAACACGAAACCAGCUGGGAUGAGUUCGAGGAUCGAUAUUUAAACUUCACCGCAGGACGUGAACGUCUACAGGAAUUCAAUGGACGAAUACCACCGCGCAAGAAGAAAAAGGAGGUUCAGAAAGCAAAGCCAGAAAAGAAGGCUAUUGGUGGUGAUAUAUUUUCGCCGCCGGAAUGUGAAAAUAAACAUUUGGAAACUUAUUUGCUAAACAAUGCGGAAAUGGGAUGUCCACUGUUGCUUGUAGCACCAUCCUUUUAG